This is a messenger RNA of Cylindrotheca closterium, 600 nucleotides long. The record is from the annotation of a GenBank genome assembly. NCBI's taxonomy places the organism in Eukaryota, Bacillariophyta, Bacillariophyceae, Bacillariales, Bacillariaceae.
AUGCAUGAAGAAUACGAGACUAAUAAGACAAUUCUAGAACAAAGCAGAGCAAACAAACAGAGCAUCAAGGACCCCAAGAACAGAGGGAUUGAAGCUCCUUUGCACAAAAGUGAAGCAGCCGUUGCAGGGUAUGAAAAGGCAUUGGGGUUGAAGUCAAUUGCUGAGGAUUUGAGACAAGCCAACCAAAGGAUCAAGGAGCUGGACCAGUCUGUCCAUUCUUGUCUCAUCACCUCUUUUGAUGCUGACGGAGCGAGAGCAUUGACAUAUACUGAUGGCUCACUACUGUGUUCUAGUAAGGGAUAUUGUGGGGUUUUCACUCUUUUCCCUUUGUCAUCAUCUUCUGAUUGGGUCGGAACUGGGCCAUUGUUGUCCACUGGUUUUGUUGGACUGGUGUCUUCUGGUGGGGCAAUCGCCUUGCCAUCAUUGCCAUCAUCACUAUCUUCUAAUACUGGCGGAACUGCACUGUUCUCAGGUGACGGUGGACUGGUGUUUGUUGAUGGUGUGGUCCCUUUUUUUUCAUCAUUGACAUUAUCUUCUAAUGAUGUCAAAGGGACCUCUGAUGGGGCGAUGGCCAAGGCUUUCUUUUUCUGUUUCUGUUGA